GCCAUAGGUUGGUCAUCCUGAGAGGAGCGCCCUCUGUCGUGGACUUCAAGCUAAAUUCCGAACCAAUGAGCAACGCCCCUCUGAUUACCACUAACCAAUGAUAACCCCGAGUUGGUGACGUCACUCCAAAGGCUCGCUGUAAUUGGCCAGUGCUAGGAGUGUUCUGGAAACUUCCCACUCUGAGGUUAUAAAACAAGGAGCGUGCCGGCCGGCCCUCAUACCAGCUCAAACACCGAGUGAAAGAGCACGUCACCCUUCAGUCGCGACUACACUACUACGCGAUUUAUUUAUUAUACCAUACAACUAAUACUAAAUAAACAUGUCUAAGGGAGCAGCUGUCGGCAUUGACUUGGGGACAACCUACUCCUGCGUGGGUGUCUUCCAGCAUGGCAAGGUGGAGAUCAUCGCCAACGAUCAGGGCAACAGAACUACGCCCUCCUACGUGGCCUUCACUGACACAGAGCGUCUCAUCGGAGAUGCUGCUAAGAACCAGGUGGCCAUGAAUCCAAACAACACUGUUUUUGAUGCCAAGAGGCUGAUUGGCAGGAAGUUCAACGAUCAUCAUAUUCAGUCUGACAUGAAGCACUGGCCCUUCGAGGUCAUUGAUGACAGCACGAAACCAAAGAUCAGGGUAGAGUACAAGGGAGAAAAGAAGUCAUUCUACCCUGAGGAAAUCUCCUCUAUGGUGCUUAUGAAGAUGAAGGAAACAGCAGAAGCAUACCUUGGUGCUGCUGUGAAGGAUGCUGUCAUCACUGUCCCAGCCUACUUCAAUGACUCCCAGCGUCAGGCCACCAAAGAUGCAGGCACAAUCUCCGGUGUCAAUGUGCUGCGUAUCAUUAACGAACCCACCGCUGCAGCCAUCGCCUACGGUUUGGACAAGAAAGUGGGCGGUGAGCGCAACGUGCUCAUCUUCGAUCUUGGCGGUGGGACCUUUGAUGUAUCCAUCCUGACCAUCGAGGAUGGCAUCUUUGAGGUGAAGUCAACUGCAGGAGACACCCAUUUGGGUGGAGAAGACUUUGACAACAGAAUGGUAAACCACUUCCUUCAGGAAUUCAAGCGAAAGUACAAGAAGGAUCCAUCUGAGAGCAAGCGAGCCCUGAGGCGCCUGCGUACUGCCUGUGAGCGUGCGAAGCGUACCCUCUCCUCCUCCACCCAGGCCAGUGUGGAAAUUGAUUCACUCUUCGAGGGCAUUGACUUCUACACCUCCGUCACCCGUGCCCGCUUCGAGGAACUGUGUGCUGACCUGUUCCGUGGCACACUGGAGCCUGUGGAGAAGGCCCUGCGUGAUGCCAAACUGGACAAGGCUCAGAUUCAUGACAUUGUGCUUGUGGGAGGCUCCACCCGUAUCCCUAAGAUCCAGAAACUCCUGCAGGACUUCUUCAAUGGCAAGGAGCUAAACAAGUCCAUCAACCCUGAUGAAGCUGUGGCCUAUGGUGCAGCUGUGCAGGCUGCCAUCUUGUGCGGUGAUAAAUCUGAGGCUGUCCAGGAUCUGCUGCUGUUGGAUGUGACUCCUCUCUCACUGGGUAUUGAAACUGCUGGUGGUGUGAUGACUGCCCUCAUCAAACGUAACACCACCAUCCCCACCAAACAAACCCAGACCUUCACCACGUACUCUGAUAACCAGCCUGGUGUGCUCAUCCAGGUGUAUGAGGGAGAGCGAGCCAUGACUAAGGAUAACAACCUCCUUGGGAAGUUUGAGUUGACUGGCAUUCCCCCAGCACCCCGAGGAGUUCCUCAGAUUGAGGUGACCUUUGACAUUGAUGCCAAUGGUAUCCUCAAUGUGUCUGCUGUGGAUAAGUCCACUGGAAAGGAGAACAAGAUCACCAUCACUAAUGACAAGGGUCGCCUGAGCAAGGAGGAAAUUGAACGCAUGGUGCAAGAUGCAGAGAAGUACAAGGCAGAGGAUGACAAGCAGAGAGACCGCAUUGGUGCCAAGAAUGCCCUGGAGUCUUACUGUUUCAACAUGAAGUCCACUGUGGAAGAAGAGAAGUUUAAGGACAAGGUGAGCGAAGAGGACCGUAACAAGAUCCUGGAGGCUUGCAAUGAGGCCAUCAAGUGGCUUGAUGCCAACCAGCUGGGAGAGAAGGACGAGUAUGAACACAAGCAGAAGGAACUGGAGCAGAUCUGUAACCCCAUCAUCACCAAGAUGUACCAAGCUGCCGGUGGUGCUCCUCCAGGUGGCAUGCCUGGUGGCUUCCCUGGUGCUGGUGGUGCUCCAGGUGGUGCCCCUGGUGGUGGCUCCUCUGGCCCUACCAUCGAGGAGGUCGAUUAAAGUGCCAGUCUUGUCUCAAGGCACACGACAUUCCAUAUCAGUUCUUAAUCUCAUGCUCUAUUUAUUUGUUUUCUGACUCUAUUCUCAUUCCUUAACUCAAGUUCAAAACACGAAAUAAAUGAAAUGAAAAGGACAAAA
Scylla paramamosain (green mud crab) is the source of this 2410-nucleotide messenger RNA. Its product is annotated as heat shock cognate 71 kDa protein. The transcript is spliced from 2 exons. The record is from RefSeq and is a predicted model, not a curated record. The coding region runs from base 320 to 2272 and encodes 650 amino acids. Gene Ontology annotation, molecular function: ATP binding; ATP-dependent protein folding chaperone. NCBI's taxonomy places the organism in Eukaryota, Metazoa, Arthropoda, Malacostraca, Decapoda, Portunidae. Gene Ontology annotation, cellular component: nucleus; cytoplasm; cytosol.